This is a messenger RNA of Drosophila hydei, 3412 nucleotides long. RefSeq names its product nardilysin. Gene Ontology annotation, biological process: proteolysis. Gene Ontology annotation, molecular function: metal ion binding; metalloendopeptidase activity. The transcript has a single exon. Bases 75 to 3317 code for a protein of 1080 amino acids. The record is from RefSeq and is a predicted model, not a curated record. NCBI's taxonomy places the organism in Eukaryota, Metazoa, Arthropoda, Insecta, Diptera, Drosophilidae.
AAUAUUUUAGGCUUUGUGGCAGUUUGCAUCUUUGUGGGCUGCCAAAAGUAAAUUUAAUUGUGAACAGAGGUGCUAUGUGCCAAAGGAUGUCAUUUCAUCGAUUUGACGUACGCCGUUUCUUCAAACAGUUGCAAAAGUGGCAAAUGCGCAAGGUGAAACCUUUAGCUAUUUCUUUAAUGGAUGUACCUGAUAAAUCUGAGGGCGAUAGGAAGCUCUAUCGGGCCGUAAAUCUAUCGAAUGGUGUGCGCGCCCUGCUCAUAUCGGAUCCUGGUGGCAGCGAUCCGACUGUCGCUUCCCAGUCAUCUAUAGUCCCAUCGAAAGCAUCCAGAAGUGGAAGCUCCGAUUCAUCGCUGGAGCACUAUCAAGGCAAAUUGGCGGCCUGUGCGGUGCUGAUGAGCGCCGGCUCAUUUUACGAACCCCGUCAGUAUCAGGGAUUGGCGCAUUUCCUGGAGCACAUGAUAUUCAUGGGCUCGGAGAAGUAUCCGAUCGAAAAUGCCUUUGAUUCGUUUGUAACGAAAAGCGGAGGCUUCACCAAUGCGCACACAGAGAAUGAGGAUACGUGUUUUUAUUUUGAGGUUGAGGAGCAGCAUCUAGACAAGACUCUGGAUAUGUUCAUGCAUUUGAUGAAGGAGCCACUCAUGUCCAUCGAUGCUAUGGCACGCGAGCGUUCCGCGCUACAGUCGGAGUUUGAACAGACGCACAUGAUUGAUGAGGUGCGUCGCGAUCAGAUUCUGGCUGCCAUGGCCUCCGAUGGCUAUCCGCAUGGCACUUUCAGCUGGGGCAAUCUUAAGUCGCUGCAGGAGAAUGUGGACGAUGAUCAUUUGCACAAAACGCUUCAUGCAUUUCGUCGCAGUCACUAUGGCGCCAAUCGUAUGACUGUGUGUCUGCAAGCGCAAAUGCCACUGGACGACUUGCAAUCGCUGCUCGUUCAACACUGUACUGGCAUACCUCCCAGCGAGGAGCAGCCCUUGGAUGUCUCCAAGCUCCAUUAUAGGAAGGCCUUUCGCGAAAAAUUCUUUAAUAAUGUGCUGCUGGUGCAGCCUGUUGAGGAUGUGUGUAAGGUGGAAAUAACCUGGGUGAUGCCCGCCAUGCGACAGUUCUAUAGAUGCAAGCCGGACGCAUUUAUCUCCCAGCUACUGGGAUACGAAGGUGUCGGUAGUCUAUGUGCCUACCUGCGGCGCCGGCUAUGGUGUAUGAGUGUUAUUGCCGGCGUCGGAGGUGGGAGCUUUGAGACGAAUUCGAUUUAUUCGUUGUUCACGGUUGCCAUCUAUUUGACAGACGAAGGAUUCGAACAUCUCGAUGAGGUGAUGGCAGCCACCUUUGCUUGGAUACGUCUGCUUCACGAUUGCAACACUUUAGCUACCGCUUAUUCGGAAAUGAAGCAAAUCGCGGACACAAAUUUUCGUUUUCAAAUCGAACUACCGUCAAUGGACAACGUACAAAGUAUAGUGGAGGCUCUGCGAUUUCUUCCCUCCAAAGAUGUACUCACAGGGACUCAGCUAUACUUUGAUUACGAUGAGAAGGCAAUAGGUGUGGUAAAGCAGCAUCUGAAUGAGUUUCGAUUCAACAUUAUGAUAUCAUCGCAUAUACCGUACGAGCAUCUGGAGUAUGAUCAGACUGAGCCCUGGUUUGGCACACAUUUCAGAGCCAUCGAGAUGCCCAGUAAAUGGAAGGAAAUGUGGAUGAAUCCAAUCCCACAUCAGGAACUGAAAAUGCCCGGACAGAAUCAGUUCAUAACGACAGACUUUACAGUGCACUGGUUAGAGGCAGGCAAGCCACAUGUGGGCCGAAGACCCAAAGCGCUGAUCAAAGAUGAUUUGUGCGAGCUCUGGUUUCGGCAGGAUGAUACGUUUUUGCUUCCCGAUGGCUUUAUAAAUCUGUACCUAAUAACUCCGCUGAUGCGCAGAAGCCCGCAAGAUUACAUGUCGGGCGUACUAUACACCUACUUGGUGGAAUUUUGUAUCGCCGAGCAAUUAUAUCCGGCAUUGGUCGCGGGUCUAACCUACGGUCUUGAUACGGCCGAUAAGGGUCUGGUGCUGCGUGUCAGCGGCUAUAACCAGAAGCUGCCGAAACUGCUGGAGAUCAUAAUGAAUGUAAUGCAAAAUAUGACAAUAGACCCAGCUCAAGUUGUGUCCUUCAAGGAGCUAAAGAAGCGACAGAUUUUCAAUUCGCUUAUAACGGGCAGAUCAUUGAAUUUAGAUCUGCGUCUUACAGUCUUGGAGCACUUGCGCUUCAACCUGAUGCAAAAGUACCACGCCUUGGAGUCCAUCAACAUAGAGAACGUAGAGAGCUUUAAAAAUAACUUCUACAAGAAAAUGUAUGUGCAAGCCUUGAUUCAGGGCAACUUCACCGAGCAACAGGCUCGUGACAUCAUGAAGAUGGUGAAUACCAUCUUCCGCAGCGAAAAGGUGGAGAAUCUUGGGGAGCAGCAUAAUCGGCUGAUGCAGCUGCCGCUGGGCGAGCAUUUCUUACGCGUGAAGACUCUAAAUGAGGACGACCCCAAUACAAUUGUAAGCAAUUACUAUCAAAUUGGACCGUGUAAUCUGAGAAUGGAAUGCCUGAUGGACCUGGUUGAUUUGGUUGUCGAGGAGCCGUUCUUCAACCAAUUGCGUACCAAGGAACAGCUCGGCUAUAGUCUGGGCGUUUACCAGCGUAUUGGCUAUGGUAUUCUGGCCUAUAUACUUAAUAUAAACACUCAAGAGAACAAACACAAAGCAGAACACGUGGAGGAGCGUCUGGAGGCAUUCCGUUCAAGUAUGCCUCGCCUGAUAGAACAGCUGACAGAUCAGGAAUUCGAUGAAGUACGCGAAACACUAAUCAAUGGCAAAAAGCUAGCAGAUUAUAGUUUGGACGAUGAGGUCCUGCGCAACUGGAGCGAAAUCGUCAGUAUGGACUACUUUUUCAAUCGCACCGACCUGCAAAUACAAACAUUAAAUGGCCUAACCAAGCAGGAUGUUCUCGAGUUUCUUGUAAACUAUGACAAAUACAAUUUGCGUAAGCUCUCUGUUCAAGUGAUUGGCGCGUCCUCAGUGUCCAGGGUCUCGACUACGCAGUCUAUAGCUGAUGCUGUUGCAGCCAGAGGCUCCACUGUGGGCCUGGGCAGAAGGCCCGGUUCCCUGGCCAUGUUGCUCGAUGAGGUACAGCGAAACAUAUCCGAGGAGCAGUUACUCUUUGAACAAAUUGGUAAUCGUAUUCGCCUUGAGUUUAUUGGCGACGGAAACAAUCCUUCACACAUAACAGAUAUAUCUGCAUUCAAAAAGGACCUGCACGUAUAUCCUUUUGUCACUAGCAACCCGAAGUAUGACACCAAGGUGUAGUCGCAAAUGAAAUAAAAAAUGUGUCGUCCCUAUUUGAAUCGUAGUCCAUAUAAAUCAAUCAAAGUACUGAUUAGUGAAUAAACCAAAAAUAUGAA